AUGGUAUCAACCUGGCUACUGAGUUGUGUUAUGAUCCCCUUCACAGCUAUUUGGGGACGGGAGUUCAAGAUUCUUAUACUUCUCCCUCGGACUAACACACAUUGGAAGUACUCAUUUGGUACAGAGAUGUCGGGAGUUGCAGCAUUGGAAGCGAUCGACUUUGCCAACGCUAACAUUUUAACUGGCAACAAUUCAUUGACAGCAGACUUUGCUGACACAAGGUGCGACCAGAUACAGGGACUAGGAAUAGUAGUAGAUAAGUUAACGUCGACUAACUACAGUGCCAUAGUUGGUCCACCAUGCUCCCCCGUUUGUAAGCAUGUUGGUCGGUUGGCAGCUUACAAGAAUAUCCCUAUGUUUAAUGGUGUGUGUCAAGGCAUCGAGAUGCUCAACAAAAAUGUGUUUUCGACUCUGACACGAUUUCUUGGAACCUUUGACUUAGUUGGGGGAGCAGUUGUCUCAUUUCUGAAGACAUACAAAUGGAAACGAGUCAGUAUUAUUGCGCAAAAGCACGCAGAUCCAAUAUGGACGCUGACACGAGACGCAGUGGGUGUUCUAGCGGAGAAAAAUAACAUUUCGGUGGCAGCCAAAGAAACCCUGGACCUUAUUCCCAGAACAACACACCUGUCACAAUUUCAGACUGCAGUCAACACCAGCAGAAUUGUUAAUCGAGUGUAUGGUGAUUUUACAUGGCAACAGGGUAGUCCAAGAGAUGAGGAUCUCCUUAAAGCAUUCAGUGCAGUAUUCUGGCUGAAUUAUUUCGAGCCGCCGACAGCACAAUACAAAGAUUUCCAGGAACGUGUGAUUAAAAGAUCAAAAACGGAGUUUAAUUUCACAUACGAAUCAGAUGAAAACGUUCCCUACCAAGCUGCAAACCUUUACGAGGCUGUUUACCUUUAUGCUGUCUCUCUCAACAAUACAUUGGAGGAGGGAGGGGAUCCGGACGAUGGAAGACUUGUAUCACAACGGUUAUGGGGAAAAUCGUUCUCGGGAAUUGCAGGAAACAUUUCUCUGAAUUCCAAUGGGGAUAGAAACCAAGGCUACACAGUCAAAAAAAUGAAAGACGUCGAAUCGGCACAAAUAGAGGUGGUUGGUCAUUACUUUAGCAUCAAGGGUGUUUAUGAACCAGAUACAAAUGUGUCGAUACACUGGCCCGGAGGUAGGAGUGAACAGCCAAGUGAUGGGCCUGCGUGUGGGUGGGAGAACGAAUUAUGCCCAGAAACAAGCCAAGACCUCAUGCAAACGUUGAUUAUAAGCGUCGUGAUCGUCGUAUUUUCACUAGUCUUAGUAGGAAGUCUUGUUGUUCUUCUCAUAUACAGAAAAUUGAAAUGGAGUCGUGAUAUCGCCGAGAUGAGAUGGAAAUGUAACUAUGACGACGUGAAGAUGCAUGCAAGUGGCACUGAAAGUCGCAUGUCACGUAUAUCGCUUAAUACAAAAGGAUCGUAUGGUAGAGGUGACGAUGUUAGAUUUACCGAGAUGGGUCUAUAUAAGGGUGCAACUGUAGCUAUAAAGAGACUGUUAAGUGAAAAUGUCAUACUGAAUGAGAAAUACAUGUCAGAGAUGAAACAGAUAUAUGAUUUAUCCCAUAAUAACAUUGCGAAGAUCAUUGGGGUCUGCGUAGAUGGGAAAGAUAAAUGUAUCCUAACGGAGUAUUGCGCCAAGGGAAGUUUGCAGGAUGUUCUUUGGAAUGAAGAUUUGAAACUUGACUCGACGUUCAAAUUCUCACUAAUGCUGGAUGUAAUUGAGGGACUAAGAUAUCUUCAAAACAGCUUUCGAAAAUGCCAUGGGAAUCUAAAAAGCUCCAACUGCCUUGUUGAUACUAGAUUUGUUGUUAAAUUAUCGGACUUUGGUUUGGUGGACUGGCGCAAGAAGCAAGAGGUGAAGAAUGAAGAUAUUCUCUAUAAAAGUCCAGAAGAGCUCUUUGAAGAAAGACCCGCUUUUAUAAAUAAGAAAGCAUCUGAUGUGUAUAGCUUUGGAAUACUAGCACAAGAGAUUGUUAACAGAAGAGGAACAUGGUAUCUCAAAACUGAAAUUGACGUUGAGGAGAUUCUGAAGUUGUUGAAGAACCCGAUGACGUGUCACAAGAUAAGGCCAGAUUUCGAUGAAGACGUUUGUUCCGAAUCACUGCAAGAUAUUAUUAGAAGAUGUUGGAGUCACACGAUCGAAAAGAGGCCCACAGUGGAUGAGCUCAGUGUUGAUAUAAAGAACACUGCAUAUAAAGGUAAAAAGGGUCUCAACAUUAUGGACAACUUGCUCAACCGAAUGGAACAGUACGCCAACAAUCUUGAAUCUCUGAUAGAGGAACGCACUGGACAAUACCUAGACGAAAAGAAACGAGUAGAGGACCUUCUUCAUAGGUUACUCCCCAGAUCAGUUGCAAAGCAGCUUCAGACAAAAGGAUUUGUGGAACCAGAAUCGUAUGACUGCGUAUCCAUCUAUUUCUCGGAUAUUGUGGGAUUUACUUCUAUAUCAGCAUCCAGUACUCCUUUUGAGAUUGUUAACUUUUUGAACGAUCUUUACACAGCGUUUGAUGCGAUUAUCGACGGCUUCGAUGUUUACAAGGUGGAGACAAUUGGAGACGCGUACAUGGUUGUAUCUGGUUUGCCGAAUCGCAUUUCCAACCACGCUCAAGAGAUUUGCCACAUGGCUAUUGCCCUACUCAACAUUGCAAAGACAUUCGAAAUCAAACACAAAGCUGAUGAAAGGCUCAAACUAAGAAUUGGAAUUCACACAGGUUCUGUUGUUGUUGGUGUUGUCGGUCUCAAGAUGCCGAGAUACUGUCUCUUUGGAGACACUGUCAAUACAGCGUCAAGGAUGGAGUCAAACGGCGAAGCCAUGAAGAUCCACAUCAGCUCUGAUACACAGAAACAGUGCAACACGGACUCUAUGUUCAUCAUCACAUUGCGUGGAGAAUUAAUGAUCAAGGGAAAGGGUAUGAUGACAACCUAUUGGUUACAACAAAGUGACUCGUACAAUUUCUCGAAUCUCACCCUAAAAGAUGGCUCGUUUUUAACUAUCCCUUCUGCAGAAACUCAACGGAGUCCCGGUAGGCAGAAUAUCGAUGGGAGUGAAAUUCACGGCAUCAAACCAUCUUCCCCAUUUGACAAGCCGCCUACGAAAUUGAUGUGCACACGCCAUUAA
Molecule: messenger RNA, 3141 nt
Organism: Owenia fusiformis
Lineage: Eukaryota; Metazoa; Annelida; Polychaeta; Sabellida; Oweniidae
Source: the annotation of a GenBank genome assembly